Diaporthe batatas is the source of this 1630-nucleotide messenger RNA. RefSeq lists its product as uncharacterized. NCBI's taxonomy places the organism in Eukaryota, Fungi, Ascomycota, Sordariomycetes, Diaporthales, Diaporthaceae. The record is from RefSeq and is a predicted model, not a curated record. The transcript has 2 exons. The coding region runs from base 222 to 1445 and encodes 407 amino acids.
GCCCGUUCCAACCAGUUAAACUCCAGCGAGAGCGGUGCAAGCUUGGGGUUCACCCAAUUCAGAGCCCGUCUGUCUCAGUGCUCCAGUCCGUGUCCGUGGUUAACGUGAAGCCCCGCUCCUGCGAGCCCAAACCGCCUGCGACGCAGCUCCCAACCAGCAGCCGAAGAAUACCACACAGUCUUGUGUCCCAUACCUAGGACCACCCAUAUCUGGCAUACAUCAUGGCUCUCGUCCCUCCUGUUGAGAGGGAUGGCUUCUCCUACGCAGGAGAUUUACUUUUCCGUGAAACAAGUAAUCUCAACCGCCACCGUCGAGCGACCGUGCUGGAGCUCAAGGCUCAUUUCACUGGAAAAGACACUGAGAAUCGGCCCGCUCACUGGUACGAAGCUCAAUUGCUUCAUUAUGGCUUGCCUCCCAGCAAGGUUAAGGGUACAGCUCACAAACGUCUCUUUGACGCCGUGAUGGGUAAAGACGGCCUCACUGUGCCAGCUAACAUCAAAAAGAUUGAGGCCGACUUGAAGAGAGAAUGGAACAAGCGGGAGCGGGAGGCAAGGAAGGUCCUUAAGGAGUCCGAGGGCAGAGGCACCAAGCGCAAGACUGACCAGGUCUCCACCAAAGUCAACGUGAAUGUCACUGUCCAGGUCUCCAACACUGGGGCUGUCCAGAUCGAGACCGCUCAGCCUUCAACCAAGCGGCCGAGGGUUACGAAAUCAGCAGCACCCACUGCGAAGACGGCCACUGCCCCUACAACCACAGCCAAGUCUAACAAGUCACCUGCCACCAAGCCAGAGAGGGUCAAACCGACACCAGUCAAACUCGCUGGCAAGAAAGCAAUCGCGAAGACACCGGCCCGGCAAUCUCGCCUCCCCAAGUCAAUUACUGCCCAGACUCCGGGGUACGUAGGCGGAGAUGCGAGUGGGAGCUAUGGCGAAGCGCCCCGUCCCUACUCUGAGGCUGACCCUGGUCGUGGUGCUGGAUUACGAGCUAGCCCUCGGCGGCCUAUCGGUCUGCUCAACGGAAGAUACAAGGUUGAGUGUCCUUACAUGGGCGGCAAUUUCCCAGAGUACGAGGACGACUUCGGAAUUAUCGCGACUCUGGACGGUACCAAGCUCUGGCUGAAGUUUGACUUCGGCCCGCUUGUUGGGAUCAUGCAGACGGACAGGCCUUACGAGGCAGAUGAGGAUGGACACGGGACCAGGCUGUUCUGGCGUGCAGAGUGCACGUUUGAGCAACGAGAUAUCAACAUCGACACCCUCUCUCGUGCCGGCCUGGUAAACAAAGUGCAUUUCCCAGGUGGUGGUCAUGUUCGAGGCAUGAUUGCAUAUGACCGCCAUGUGAUCGAGUUCGACGCUUACAGGAUCCCGGGACAGUCGGUGACCUCCGAGAUCAGUCCUACUCAAGCACGAGCUGAGUGGGCCAGACGAGAUCAGCAAAACUGGGACUGAAUAGUUAUUAGGAACGAGUCGUAGGUCGCACAGAAGAGAUGCUUUAUCGAACACGGUUCAGGCAUUUGGCAGCGAAAUGAAGGUGUCUUGGGGGGAUGGGUGUUGAUUUUGCACAGCAUAUCUAGGUAGCAGGCUACCAUGAAAUCCGCAUAUUGUCUUGGGGUUUGAUAGAUGCCAGUCUUGUA